AUGUCACUAAACAACAGCGCCAUGAAAUCGCUAGAUAGCUCGCAGGAAAUACCUAGUACUAAAUCAAAUAAUGAAAUCAGCCAAGUUGAACCAAAGAUGUUUGGAAAUACCAUAAAUAAAAAGAAGUGCCUUAGUAAUGUUAAGUCAAAUUGCUCCGCAUUCAAUACCAAAAAGAAACAUUCAUCCACUUCCAAAAACCAAAAAGAACGAUCGAGCAAAAAGCUGAAGGAACUUUUUGGAGACGACCGGGAAGCUGUAAAACGUGAUAAAACUGGGAUACAAGAAAUAGAUACAGAAUUUAAAAAUGACGGUUUCAAAAAAGUUAGAUCGAGACAUAAGCGAAAGUCGGAAGAAUUUUUGAAAUUUGGAAGCGUCAAAAAAACGAAUAAUGACCUUGUACCCAAUAAGAAAAAGAAAAAUCAACGUAAGCGGGUUAAAAAUAAGGAAAGGAAUUUUCAGCAGAAUAUUAAUAAUAACAAUAAAAUUGGUCAGCUCACAGCACAAGACGAAACUCAAAUUUUACCUAAUCAACAUUCUGAAGAAGCGAAGUCCGAUCAUGGGAUGGAUAAUGCUAAUUAUAAUACUAAUGAAGCCAGUAAGUUUGAUACCGAUGCCAUUCAAAUUUUAAAUGUUUUCUCGGUCAGUCAAGGCGAGAAUGUUGACACAAAUAAAAAGACAAAUUUAGAAACUUCAGAACCAGCCAAUUUAACGCAGCCUAUAGGCCUGAGUAUGCCGAUUUUAGACGAAACAAUAGAGUGUGAAGAUAAUAGUAUUACAUCGAAUGAAGAACAAGAAACGACUCGUAAUUCAAAAUUGGAUAUAAACAGGAAUGAAGAAAUUACUAUUGACUCUAAUUUAUCUAGUGAUAAGAAUAGUAGAAGUGAACCAAAGAGAAAGCCAAAAUGCCAGUACUCCCUAAGAAAAAAUGAUUUGGAAAAUAAAGUGAAAAAUAUGCCAGUGUCAGCUAGUUCCAUAACGAAUUUAUCGGAUCAAGAAGCAUCAAUUUCUUCGAAGGUAAAUUUAGAUUACAAGUUAAAAAAUACCUAUGUGAUACCACCGCAAGCAGCUGCUGAAAUAUUACCAGAAUUAUUCCAAAUAGUCCGCAAAGUAAUCAGCAAUUAUCGCCUGUAA
This is a messenger RNA of Ctenocephalides felis (cat flea), 1131 nucleotides long. RefSeq names its product myb-like protein D. NCBI's taxonomy places the organism in Eukaryota, Metazoa, Arthropoda, Insecta, Siphonaptera, Pulicidae. The transcript is spliced from 5 exons. The record is from RefSeq and is a predicted model, not a curated record. The coding region runs from base 1 to 1131 and encodes 376 amino acids.